Amphiprion ocellaris (clown anemonefish) is the source of this 3713-nucleotide messenger RNA. RefSeq names its product transient receptor potential cation channel, subfamily C, member 6b (gene trpc6b). Gene Ontology annotation, biological process: calcium ion transmembrane transport; manganese ion transport; regulation of cytosolic calcium ion concentration. Bases 241 to 2751 code for a protein of 836 amino acids. Lineage: Eukaryota; Metazoa; Chordata; Actinopteri; Pomacentridae. The transcript has 13 exons. The record is from RefSeq and is a predicted model, not a curated record. Gene Ontology annotation, cellular component: membrane; cation channel complex. Gene Ontology annotation, molecular function: protein binding; store-operated calcium channel activity; inositol 1,4,5 trisphosphate binding.
GGUCUGACAGGUGGUUCAGAGGCUGACGUGAGGAGGGUUUACAUGAGGUGCAGAUGGUCGCGUUUGGACUUUAAAAAGAAAAAGUAAAGUCAUUUGGAGGACCAGUCUUUUCUAAGUCACUGACCCACCACCGUCUUUGAGCCACAUCCCAGCUACCUGUCAGGAUGCAGAAGUGCAACAUAACAAAAAUAACAAGGCUUUCUCAGAGAUCCAGGCAGAUGGAGCAAUAAAGGGAAAGGCAUGAUGCUACGACAGACUGCAGCCAAACCCCACAGACAAGCUUUACGAGGAGCUGGUUAUCUGCUUCACGCCCAAUCUUCCUCCUGCCUUUCUCUGACAGAGGAACUGUUUUUAGAAGCUGCAGAAUAUGGCAAUAUUCCCGAGGUGAGGCGGAUGCUAGAAGAGCUGCCAGGCCUCAACGUCAACUGUGUGAACUACAUGGGCCAGAAUGCACUGCAGCUGGCAGUUGCCAACGAGCAUUUGGAAGUUACUAAGCUUCUCCUUAAGAAGAAAGACCUCGCCAGAAUAGGAGACGCUCUGCUGUUAGCCAUCAGUAAAGGUUAUACCCGCAUAGUAGAGGCCAUACUGAGUCACGAGGCCUUUGCAGACAGUCGAAGGUUGACUAACAGCCCCGGCCAGGCGGAGACACACGAUGACUUUUUCUCCUAUGAUGAGGACGGCACACGUUUCUCUCUUGACAUUACUCCCAUUAUACUGGCCUCCCAGUGCCACGAGUAUGAAAUCGUGCAUAUACUUUUUCUGAAAGGGGCCCGUAUAGAGCGACCCCAUGACUACCUCUGUCAGUGCAUGACCUGCAGCGAGCAGCAGAGGCACGACUCUUUCAGCCAUUCACAGUCCCGGAUCAAUGCAUACAAAGGUCUAGCCAGUCCGGCAUAUCUUUGCCUCUCCAAUGAAGACCCGGUGAUGGCAGCUCUGGAACUGAGCAAUGAGCUUGCAGUUCUGGCCAACACUGAGAAGGAGUUCAAGAAUGAUUACAAGAAACUGUCCAUGCAGUGUAAAGAUUUCGUGGUGGGGCUCCUGGAUUUGUGUCGAAACACAGAGGAAGUGGAGGCCAUUUUAAACGGGGACACUGAGGCACGUCAAAGCUCUGAAACCUGCAGUAGACAAAAUCUUAUCAGGUUAAAACUGGCAAUAAAAUACGAACUUAAAAAGUUCGUGGCACAUCCAAACUGCCAACAGCAACUUCUUUCCAUCUGGUACGAGAACUUGUCCGGGCUACGCCAGCAAACAACAGCAGUAAAAAUUCUUCUUGUGCUUGGUGUAGCUGUUGGGUUGCCUGUCCUGGCAUGUAUUUACUGGAUAGCACCGUCAAGUAAGAUAGGGAAACUAAUGUGUGGACCUUUCCUGAAGUUUGUGGCCCACGCAGCUUCCUUCAUGAUAUUUCUUUGCCUGCUGGUCCUGAACGCAGCAGACCGCUUUGGGGGAACAUCACUGCUGCCUAACAUGACCACCCACGAUUACCCCUCACAGCUUUUCCGUAUGAAGACCACCCCGUUCACAUGGAUGGAGAUCCUCAUCAUAUCUUGGGUCAUAGGGAAGAUCUGGAAGGAAUGCAAAGGUAUUUGGUCGCAGGACUUCAGGGAAUACAUCUCAGAACCCUGGAACCUUCUUGACUUCAGUAUUUUGGCCAUUUUUAUGACCUCUUUCAUUGCCAGAUUAAUGGCUUUCUGGCAUGCAUAUUCUGCACAGUGUUAUAUUGACAAGCACUAUGCUGACUUGUCCAACAAGACUUUGCCCUUCGAGAUACAAUAUUUCCAGCUGGCUCGAAUUCACUGGAUGCCCUCAGACCCACAGCUGAUUUCUGAAGGCCUCUAUGCAAUCGCAGUUGUGCUGAGCUUUUCUCGUAUUGCAUACAUCCUGCCAGCCAAUGAGAGCUUUGGACCUCUGCAGAUCUCUCUGGGAAGGACCGUAAAAGACAUCUUUAAAUUCAUGGUGGUCUUCGUAACAGUCUUUGUGGCUUUCAUGGUGGGAAUGUUCAAUCUGUACUCGUACUACCUUGGAGCCAAGCACAACGACGCCUUUACGACGCUUGAAGAGAGCUUUAAAACGUUAUUUUGGGCCAUCUUUGGAUUGUCAGAAGUCAAAUCAGUGGUCAUUAACAUCAACCACAAGUUCAUUGAGAAUAUAGGCUACGUGCUGUACGGGGUGUACAACAUCAUCAUGGUGAUUGUCUUGCUGAAUAUGCUCAUUGCCAUGUUUAACAGCUCCUUCCAAGAAAUUGAGGAUGAUGCAGAUGUUGAGUGGAAAUUCGCCAGAGCCAAACUUUGGUUUUCUUAUUUCGAGCACGGUGGCACACUGCCCGUGCCCUUCAACCUUGUACCAAGCCCCAAAUCUGUAGUUUCCCUCCUGCUGGGCGUAAGGGAAUCUCUCUGGGAUGCACCCUCAAGCAAAAGCAAAGAAAAUUCAACCGAUGAGAUGGAGCUUAACAAUCUGAGGCGACAGGAAGAUAGAAGUGGGGAUGAACCUCUUUGUCCAACGCGGCACCAAAAAAUAAUGACUUGCCUCAUCAAAAGAUUCAUCUUGAAAGCGCAGAGAGACAAAGAUAACGAUGAAGUGAACGAAGGUGAACUGAAGCAGAUCAAACAGGACAUCUCCAGUCUCCGCUAUGAGCUGCUGGAAAGGGGGAACCGUGACAUGAGAACACUGGGAGAUCUGGUCAGGCAGCUGGGAGAAGACAUGCAUGUUCAACAGAAAGGAGACAAGACGGAUGAGAUGGACAUACUUUCAUAAAACAUGGAAAUAUUAGAGAUGUGCUUACUGGUCAUUCAGUCUGGGUCAAAAGGCCCGUAGGCAUAAACUUACACACACAAUACAUAUUUUCAACAAGAACUUACCAGUUAAAAGUAAAUGUUAUGCAUUCACGAAGAAAUUGUUUCCCUUUUUUCUGUAAAAGAAAUCAUCAGAUGCUCUCUUCUCCAGUGCCUGUAUCAGUACAGUUAACCACAUGGUGGCACUAAUGAAAUAUUUUCUUGUUGCUCAGGCUCUGCUACACUAAUCUACACUAGUGACUGCUAACAUAUGAUGCUGCCUGUUGCCAGCUGUUGAUUUGAUGUGAUUUAGAGAUUAUUUAUCCAUUUGAGCAGAGAAGUGGAAAGCACUUGAGAUAAAACAGAAAAACAUAUGUGUGAAUAUGUUAGUGGUAAUUUGUAAUUCACCUAAAAUGACAGCUUUUGAUGAGAAGUUACUUUUAACUGUAACAAAACUGUAACAAAACUGUAAAAAUGAAUCAACAAGACGGUCGCAUAAACAGAACAUUAACUAUGUUAGAUUUUUUUGUGUGUGUUUUAUUAAAAUGUUCAUUAUCUAAGCAUAGCGUCUAAUGAAUGUAACUAAAAUUUAUGUUAUCUAAACUUCCAUGGAUUACAGAGGGGUUUUGGGUUUUAAAAAUCUUUGCUGCAGAUGCUGUUGUGCUCUUUGAUACAUGCUGUGACGCAAGAUAAAUGUCUAAGAGCAGUCUGACCUGUUGUGUCGACAAACAGCUCACAUCCAUAUAGCAGACCAGAGGACUAAAAGCUACCACCAGACUUAAGCUGUCAAACUCCUGAAUAAAGCUACUUUGAAGCAUUUAUGUCAAGAAAAAUGGAGGGACAGACACAACUGCUACUAAAGCAUCACAAUGGAUGAAUUGACCACAAAACUCUGUAAGGUGAACAUGAUGAAACCCAAUAAAAUGCAUUCAUGUGUCUGCAUUA